GGAAAUGGAUAUAGCCCAAUGCCACUUGAUCUCUCUAAUGUGGUGCUUUCUAGGGAGCUUCAGGGAAUGGUUGAGGUAAUGGCAGAAAACUACCAUAAUAUAUGGGCCAAAAAGAAGAAAACGGAGUUGGAAAGCAAAGGUGGAGGUAGUCAUCCUUUAUUGGUACCUUAUGACACGUUGACAGCCAAGGAGAAAGCACGGGACCGUGAAAAGGCACAAGAGCUGUUUAAAUUCCUUCAAGUCAAUGGUAUAAUCAUAUCUCGGGGUCUGAAUGACAUGGAGUUGGAUGCUUCAUCCAUGGAAAAGAGGUUUGCCUUUAAGUUUCUGAAGAAAAUUUUGAAAUAUGUUGAUUCUGCUCAAGAGUUUAUUGCGCAUUUGGAAGCCAUUGUAACCAGUGGAAAAACUGAGAAAUCUCCACAUGACCAAGAGAUAAAAUUCUUUGCCAAAGUUCUUUUACCAUUAGUUGAUCAGUACUUUACAAAUCACUGCCUCUACUUCCUGUCUUCUCCAACAAAAACACUCAGUAGCAGUGGAUAUGCAUCAAAUAAGGAAAAGGAAAUGGUAGCAAGCCUGUUCUGCAAACUAGCUGCUCUUGUUAGACAUAGGAUCUCACUUUUUGGUAGCGAUUCUGCUACAAUGGUGAACUGCCUGCACAUCUUAGCUCAGUCUCUCGACACACGAACUGUUAUGAAAUCAGGAUCUGAGCUUGUUAAAGCUGGAUUGCGUGCCUUUUUUGAAAACGCAGCUGAAGACCUGGAAAAAACUUCAGAAAAUCUUAAACUUGGAAAAUUUACCCAUUCACGAACACAAAUCAAGGGUGUUUCACAGAAUAUCAAUUACACUACAGUAGCAUUGUUACCGAUCUUGACAUCAAUUUUUGAACAUAUUUCACAAUAUCAGUUUGGAAUUGAUUUACUUUUGGGUGAUGUACAGGUUUCAUGUUACAGAAUUCUUUGUAGCCUCUAUUCCCUUGGGACUGGGAAGAACAUCUAUGUUGAAAGGCAACGUCCUGCACUUGGUGAGUGCUUAGCAUCUCUUGCAGCAGCCAUUCCAGUAGCAUUCCUUGAACCAUCUCUCAACCAUUACAACCCCUUGUCUGUCUUCAACACAAAAAGUGCCAGAGAAAGAGCAAUUUUAGGUAUGCCUGAUACAGUAGAAGAGAUGUGUCCAGAGAUCCCUCAGUUGGAUGGACUAAUAAAGGAAAUUAAUGAUUUAGCAGAGUCUGGAGCAAGGUAUACUGAAAUGCCUCAUGUAAUUGAGGUUAUCUUACCUAUGCUGUGCAACUAUUUAUCCUACUGGUGGGAAAGAGGGUCUGAGAGCAUUCCUCAAAGUACUGGGCCUUGCUGUACAAUGGUAACAUCUGAGCAUCUGAGCAUCAUUCUUGGAAACAUUCUGAAAAUCAUUAACAACAAUCUGGGAAUAGAUGAAGCAUCUUGGAUGAAAAGAAUUGCAGUUUAUGCUCAACCCAUCAUCAGCAAAGCCAGGCCUGAUCUGCUUAAAACUCAUUUUAUUCCAACACUGGAGAAACUGAAAAAGAAAGCUAUAAAGAUCGUGAUGGAAGAGGAGCAAUUGAGAGCAGAUAGUAAAACUGACACCCAGGAAGCUGAGCUACUCAUUCUUGAUGAGUUUGCUGUUCUUUGUAGAGACCUUUACGCCUUCUAUCCAAUGUUGAUACGUUAUGUAGACAACAACAGAGCCAAUUGGCUAAAGAAACCAGAUGCAGAUUCUGAUGAACUCUUUCGAAUGGUAGCUGAAGUUUUUAUCCUGUGGUGUAAAUCACAUAAUUUCAAAAGAGAAGAACAAAAUUUUGUGAUUCAGAAUGAAAUCAACAAUUUGGCAUUUUUAACAGGAGACACCAAGAGCAAGAUGUCUAAAGCCAUGCAAGUAAAGUCUGGAGGACAAGAUCAAGAGAGAAAGAAAUCAAAACGUAGAGGAGAUUUGUACUCCAUACAAACAUCCUUGAUUGUAGCUGCACUUAAAAAGAUGCUUCCUAUUGGUUUGAAUAUGUGUACUCCUGGAGAUCAAGAGCUCAUCUCUUUGGCUAAGAUUAGAUACAGCCAUAGGGACACUGAUGAUGAAGUCAAAGAACAUUUACGUAACAACUUACAUUUGCAGGAAAAGUCUGAUGAUCCAGCUGUGAAAUGGCAGUUAAAUCUAUACAAAGACAUUUUGAAGAGUGAUGAACCUACUGACCCUGAGAGAAAUGUGGAACGUGUGCAGAGGAUAUCAGCUGCUCUGUAUCAUCUGGAACAGGUUGAACAACCACUGAGAUCAAAGAAAGCUGUUUGGCACAAGCUCCUGUCAAAGCAACGCAAAAGGGCUGUUGUUGCGUGUUUCAGAAUGGCACCGUUGUACAACCUGCCAAGGCACCGUUCUAUUAACCUCUUCCUCCAUGGCUAUCAGAACUAUUGGAUAGAAACAGAGGAAUAUUCAUUUGAGGAGAAACUAGUUCAGGAUUUGGCUAAACCUCCAAAAAAAGAUGAAGAGGAAGAGGAAGAGACCGAGAAAAAACAGCCUGAUCCACUUCAUCAGAUUAUCCUCUACUUUAGUCGCAGUGCUCUCAUAGAGAGAAGCAAACUAGAAGAUGAUCCUUUAUAUAUUGCCUAUUCUGCCAUGAUGGCAAAGAGCUGUCAGGAAGAAGAAGAAGAGGAAGAAGAAGAAAAAGAAAAGACAUUUGAGGAGAAAGAAAUGGAAAAACAGAGAACUCUCUAUCAGCAAGCUCGCUUACAUGAUCGUGGAGCUGCUGAGAUGGUCCUUCAGAUGAUCAGUGCAAGUAAAGGUCAUACAGGGCCCAUGGUUGUUGAAACACUGAAACUUGGUAUAGCUAUUCUAAAUGGUGGGAAUACCAUAGUUCAACAGAAAAUGCUAGACUACCUGAAGGAGAAAAAGGAUGCUGGAUUUUUUCAAAGUCUCUCUGGCUUGAUGCAGUCCUGCAGUGUUCUUGACUUGAAUGCGUUUGAGAGACAAAAUAAAGCAGAAGGCCUGGGAAUGGUUACUGAAGAAGGAACUCUCAUCGUUCGUGAGCGUGGUGAAAAAGUGUUGCAGCAUGAUGAAUUUACUCGAGAUCUAUUUAGAUUUUUACAACUGCUCUGUGAAGGGCAUAACAAUGAUUUUCAAAAUUACCUACGUACUCAAAUGGGCAACACCACAACAGUGAAUAUUAUCAUUAGUACAGUAGACUACCUCUUGCGUCUUCAGGAAUCAAUUAGUGACUUCUAUUGGUACUAUUCAGGAAAGGAUGUAAUUGAUGAAUCAGGACAACGUAACUUCUCUAAAGCUUUAGCUGUCACCAAACAAAUAUUCAAUUCCCUUACGGAAUAUAUCCAGGGCCCUUGCAUAGGUAAUCAACAGAGUCUGGCCCAUAGUAGGCUGUGGGAUGCAGUUGUUGGCUUUCUUCAUGUCUUUGCCAAUAUGCAGAUGAAACUUUCGCAGGACUCUGCUCAGAUUGAAUUGCUUAAAGAACUGCUAGAUCUGCUAAAGGAUAUGGUAGUGAUGCUCUUGUCACUACUUGAAGGUAACGUUGUAAAUGGAACUAUUGGAAAACAAAUGGUAGACACGCUUGUAGAAUCAUCUAGCAACGUAGAAAUGAUUUUGAAGUUCUUUGACAUGUUCCUCAAGUUAAAAGAUCUGACUAACUCAGAUGCUUUCAAAGAGCAUGACCCAGAUGGUAAAGGCAUCAUUUCAAAGAAGGAAUUCCAGAAAUCAAUGGAGGCUCAAAAACAAUACAUACAGUCAGAGAUUGAAAAGUCCUGUGCAGAAGCUGAUGAAAAUGAUAUGUUUAACUAUGUUGAUUUUGUGGAAAGAUUCCAUGAACCAGCCAAAGACAUUGGAUUUAAUGUAGCAGUAUUGCUAACAAACCUUUCAGAGCACAUGCCUAACGAUUCACGCCUUCAGAGCUUACUUGAACCUGCGGAAAGUGUUCUUAAUUACUUUGAACCAUACCUUGGUCGUAUUGAAAUAAUGGGUGGAGCCAAGAAAAUAGAAAGAGUUUACUUUGAAAUCAGUGAAUCCAGUAGAAUGCAGUGGGAGAAGCCACAGGUGAAGGAAUCCAAAAGGCAGUUCAUAUUUGAUGUUGUAAAUGAAGGUGGAGAGCAAGAAAAAAUGGAACUCUUUGUGAAUUUCUGUGAAGACACGAUCUUUGAAAUGCAGUUGGCAUCCCAAAUCUCUGAAACUGAUUCAUCUGAGAGGCCUGAGGAUGAGGAGGAGGCAGAGCCAUGUUAUGUAGUGGAUAUCGGAGACGAUGAGGAAGAAAAGUCCCUGGAAUCUGCUUCAGCUUUUGCAAUGGCCUGUGUUGCAGUGAAGAAGAAUAUUGCAAACUUUUUCAAAAUGGUCACUGUGAAGAACCUAAGGAAACAAUAUAGGAAAGUUAGAAAGAUGACAGUAAAAGAGAUGGUGAAAGUGUUUUUCUCCUUUUUCUGGAUCCUAUUUGUAGGUGUGUUCCAGCUGUUCUUUACUAUAGUCUGGGGAAUUUUCCAGAUUCUUUGGAGCACUGUAUUUGGGGGUGGCCUGGUUGAAGGAGCCAAAAACAUUAAAGUUACUAAAAUAUUAGGGGACAUGCCUGACCCAACACAGUUUGGAAUCCAUGAUGAUGUUAUGGAAGCAGAAAAAGCUGAAGGUGCUGAGCACGGCAUCAGAGCUGAACUUGUGCAGUUUGUGAAAGGUGAAAAGGCAGAAACUGACAUCAUCUCAGACAUUUUUGGCAUUCAUACAAAGAAAGAAGGUGGCUCAAAACACGUUCAUGAUGCUGGACUUGGAGAUAUUGCAGAAAUCCUUGGUAGUGAUAUCCAGUCAUCUUUGGAAAACACAGCUCGUAAGAAAAAAGGAUUACAGAUAUCUGAAAUUGCAAAAGCUGAAACAGAAAGAAAAGCAGAAGCUGAGAAGGCUGACAUGGAAGAUGGUGAGAAACAAGAUAAAGCAAAGGAAGUACAAUCCGAGCAGCUAGAAGAGGGAAAAAUGAAGAAAAAGAAGCGAAGGCAUGGACAAAAAAUUGAGAAACCAGAGGCUGUUAUGGCUAACUUCUUCAAAGCUUUGGAAAUUUAUCAAACAAAAAUGCUCCACUACUUGGCAAGAAAUUUUUAUAACUUGAGGUUUCUUGCUUUAUUUGUUGCAUUUGCCAUCAACUUUAUUCUUCUAUUUUACAAGGUGACAGAAGAGCCACUUGAUGAGGUAGAGGAAGACUCUAAUCUCUGGAACUCUUUUGAUGAAGAGGAGGAGGAGGAAGGCAUGGUGUUUUUUGUUUUAGAAGAAAGUACGGGUUACAUGGCACCUGCUCUCAGAGCGCUGGCAGUUAUUCAUACUAUCAUCUCCUUUGUCUGUGUGAUUGGAUACUAUUGCUUAAAGGUCCCGCUGGUUGUAUUCAAGAGAGAAAAGGAGGUAGCGAGAAAGCUGGAAUUUGACGGGCUAUACAUAACUGAACAGCCAUCCGAAGAUGAUAUUAAAGGGCAGUGGGAUCGCCUGGUUAUAAACACUCCGUCCUUUCCUAACAAUUACUGGGACAAAUUUGUAAAGCGGAAGGUUAUUAACAAGUACGGAGACUUAUAUGGAGCAGAGCGCAUUGCAGAGCUUCUGGGUUUGGACAAAAGUGCCCUUGAUUUUAGUCCGGUGGAAGAGAGUGAACCAGAAGAGGCAUCUCUUGUAUCAUGGUUAAGCUCCAUUGAUACAAAGUACCACAUCUGGAAGCUCGGAGUUGUUUUCACAGAUAAUUCCUUUCUAUACUUAGCUUGGUACACGACUAUGUCCAUCCUUGGGCACUACAACAACUUCUUCUUUGCUGCUCAUCUGCUGGACAUUGCUAUGGGUUUCAAGACACUGCGAACCAUUUUGUCUUCAGUCACUCACAAUGGCAAACAGCUUGUGCUGACUGUGGGCCUCCUCGCUGUAGUAGUGUAUCUUUACACUGUUGUGGCAUUCAACUUCUUCCGCAAAUUCUACAACAAAAGCGAAGAUGAAGAUGAACCAGACAUGAAAUGUGAUGACAUGAUGACGUGUUACUUGUUCCACAUGUAUGUGGGUGUAAGAGCUGGUGGUGGCAUUGGAGAUGAAAUUGAGGAUCCUGCUGGAGACCCUUAUGAAAUGUAUCGAAUUGUCUUUGACAUCACAUUUUUCUUCUUUGUCAUCGUUAUCCUACUGGCCAUUAUUCAAGGUCUGAUUAUUGAUGCUUUCGGUGAAUUAAGAGACCAGCAAGAACAAGUGAGAGAAGAUAUGGAGACCAAAUGUUUUAUUUGUGGAAUCGGCAAUGACUAUUUUGACACAACCCCGCAUGGCUUUGAAACACAUACUUUGCAAGAACACAACUUGGCAAACUAUCUGUUCUUUUUAAUGUAUCUCAUUAACAAGGAUGAAACUGAGCAUACUGGCCAGGAGUCGUUUGUGUGGAAGAUGUACCAAGAAAGAUGUUGGGACUUUUUCCCAGCAGGGGACUGCUUCCGGAAACAGUAUGAGGAUCAACUUGGCUAACAGUAUUACAAAAGAAAUUAUUUAUUCAUGAACUGUUAAGAUGCAGCAUACAAAACAACUUCUUUUCUUUUCAUGGUGUAAUUUCACAGCUUGUAUUUGCUUUAAAUGUCUUUAAACUUCAAGACAUACAUAAAAUUUGACACUGUUUCAUAGGCUUUUUGUACCUACCACAUACGAAACAGGUCUUUUGUUGGAAUUUUAAUUAGAAGAGAGAAAACUAUGCCAGAUUAACUUAAGCCUUCCAGCUCAAACACGGUCUGAAAUUACAACAACUUUUUAACCACAUCACUAACCUAGUGUUUGGCAGUACAGUUGAAAGGGCUAAAAGGUGUCUUAAUUGCACAACAUUUGACGUUUAAGAACUUGAACAUCAGAGGCCAUGCCUCAGAAAAAACACUUUAACUGCUGUCCAGUUUUUCCCCCCAGUAUUUGCUAGUGAAUGUAUUAAGAUACAGCUUGAAAAGCUUUAAGCGGUUAAAAAGAAACCAUUUUCAAACACUUCGUUGACCUUGAAACAUGAAGUGCCUUAAACCCUCGGUAGACAUAGCUAUGCAAACUUUUUAUUUAUGUUGGUGUUCUAGAUGAACGGAUCCAUUAACUGUAUUGCUCUUCUGUCUUUCUGUAUGAAAUUGCACUUGAAGUUUGUUUAUAUACUACCUUCAAUAACAGCUUAUUAGAUGCUGCUGUUAAAAGACAUACACUGUAUCAAAUGAAUACAAUUGAAACCUUAGGCCAAAAUGAAACAAUGCUCUAUGGUCA
Molecule: messenger RNA, 7215 nt
Organism: Leptosomus discolor (cuckoo roller)
Lineage: Eukaryota; Metazoa; Chordata; Aves; Leptosomiformes; Leptosomidae
Source: RefSeq, a predicted model, not a curated record